Molecule: messenger RNA, 2753 nt
Organism: Meira miltonrushii
Lineage: Eukaryota; Fungi; Basidiomycota; Exobasidiomycetes; Exobasidiales; Brachybasidiaceae
Exons: 1
Coding region: 118-2673 (851 amino acids)
Molecular function (GO): protein binding
Source: RefSeq, a predicted model, not a curated record
AUUUACUACCUCAUCUACCCACCGAAAUCAUCUCAAUUUGCAACUGGUGGGUAGGGGAUUCUUUUCAACGUCACUUCGUCAAAUGCUCUUUUAUCUGCUCGCUUCUUUCUUUGCAAUAUGUCUAAUCCAUUAGCUUACCGUUCCUCACGGCCGGAACUAUCAUCAUCUUCACCUUUGGCCAAUUUGCAAGAUCUAUCAUCUUCAGAACCUCUUUCGCCUGGUUCACCCACACCCGCUUUCAGAAGGUCUAUUGGCAGUGCAUCAACCACUGCUACUUUGACAAGUUUGGAUUCGUCUUAUGAUAGUUCUCAAAAUCGUUCAAAAAGGACAAACGCGUUCCUCUUAUCGCCAAACAAUUCCCAUCCUGAUCCAUUCAGUGGCAAUGCAAAAGCAUCUCCAAAUUCGCAUCCAUCAUUUGGAAAGGAUCAGAUGAGAGCAAAACAUUUACGGAACUCUCCGAAUGCAAACGCUUUAUUCGCUACUACUAGCAGCUCUCCUUCUUGGCAACGAGAUGAUCAGAUCUUAGGACGGCAUUUCCAUGAUUCGUCAGACGAUCAUCCUAGCAGUGAUGAUGUUGGCGAAUUUAGUCUUGGCAAAUCAACAUCAAACGCUGGAUGGGAAGGUGCGGGAUUGGGAAUCAGAGAUUCAUCACUCAUGCCGGGUCAAGAUGCAUCUUCAGUUCUUGGAGCUGCAUUCCAAGAGCCCACUUCGCCAACAUUAGGCAAAAAGCCUAGAGCAAGAACAUUUGAACGUACUCAAUCCAGUAGUCAUGACCCUUUCAGCGCGAUUGGCGGUUCAAGCAUUCGUCCACCUCACUCUUCUUCUUCGGCUGACCGAUCAUAUCCAACGGAAGGAUCACCGCGUGCACAGGUCAUCCGGCAAAGAAGACGACUUGCCGGUUCUUCUCCACAGCAACUUACACGUAUUGGUGGAAAGUUUGCAAAUCACACUCAGAAUGGAAAUGGAAGCGAUAGUGAUGAACAAACGCCUCGAAAAUGGGAAAGGGUGGUAUCAGGAUCAUAUUUGCAACAACAACAGCAUCACGCUGUGAAUAUACCCCAAGUUAUUUCAAAUAUGAUGGGAAAAGGAGAGCCUAUCUUGAAUCUAGAAGAAUCCGACUUAUCUUCAAUCGAUCCAUCUAUCGCCGAUUUGUCCAAAUACGUUAGGAUACCAAAUUUAAGGCGAGACGAUGAGCUCAGUCGUCCGGCAGGCGGGUUUUCCAGAACAUCUUCAUUGGUGAAUGCCGAAAGGCUGGCAGGCUCUCCGAUCAAUUCACCUUCACGAAAUAAGUUGUCGAGCAGCGGAGCGAACAACAAAUUAGAGUUGUAUUUGGCAAAGAAUAAUCUUCGUACAAUAUCAAGCGCACUAUUCUCAGUGACAAAUUUGACGGUAUUGUCUGUUCGCGGGAAUAAGUUGAAAGAGCUGCCGCCCGCUAUUGGAGACUUGAAGAACUUGACAGAGCUCAACGUAUCCUCAAAUGAAUUACGAUAUUUCCCAAGUGAAAUACAAAAGUUGCGUCUUACCAAAUUUGCCUAUUUUCCAAACAAGAAUCUUUUUAAACCUUCGCAAGAUGCCAGACUUUCCGUUCGAGCAUCACUCGGACUUCAUAAUAAGAUGACCGUUGCAGAGAUACGGAAAUUGGAAGAAGAGAAAGCACAAGCUCCUUCUAGCUCUAUUCCUGGAAGUAUGGGUCCACCUGCUCUUCCUUUUCGCAGUAGACCUUCAAUGCCAAGUCAGCCCAGUUUUGCAUCUGGUUUCUCACAGGGUGACGCAAGCACAAGUGGGGGCGAGAAAGCAGUACAACUAAUUGUUCGGGCGAUUGAGCCGAACGAGACUGUUUUAGCAAAUUUAACACCCAUCAAAGAGUUGUGUAUAAGAGCUCUUCUGCAGCCUGAUGGCGAAAGACAUCAAGGUGGAGGGCAAUCGUCAUCAAAUAAUGGCAAAGGAACAGCAACGAUGCUGGACCGAUAUGAGGCAGGAAGUGUGUCGAAUAUGCGUUAUAAGGUGGAUAGAGACGAGAUCAAAACACUUGAAGCUGCUCGUAGAAGUGCUGCUGGCGUUUGGGGUCAAUUCCGUAUUUCUUCAGAUAGGUGGUGUUCAGGAGAGAUUCUAGUGAAGGAUGAAAUUCCAACUCGAUCUCGUCAUUCAAGAACAACAUCAAAGGAUGUAACGUUUGAUGAAGAUGCGACUAUGAUGCCUGAUGAGGACGGAGGAGAAGCAAGCGGAGAGAUGAGCAGCACAGAUGAUGAACGACAAACGGAAAAAGUCGUUGAUGUGGAAGCCGAAUUGGAUAAAGGAGACGAUGCGAUGCGAAAUCCAUGGUUCAACAGAUGCCCUAAUCCCAGGCAUAAAUUGUCCAAUGAGGCAUUUGAGGAAGAUGAAGAAUGCGACUGGCCGCCGAAUGACAUCAGUCGAGUUUUUGGCCAACCAUGUGUACAAAGAAUCGAAUGGGUCAGUCAUAUCGGUGGUUUCCCAGUGAUCAACAAAGGAGUGUAUAAAGAAGCUCUUGCUGCAGAUGCACUCCAAAAUUCUCCACCAUCGAAUUCACAAGAGAAGGAUGCAAGUCCCGUACCUGAUAAACGACCUCUAGCGCAAGGCAGCGAUUGUCUUCCAAUCUUAUGGCGUGGAUGUAUGAGAGGUUGCCUCAACUUUUUAGAAGAUGCGGCGAAUUGAAGUUGAGAGAUGUUCUUCUUACUCAGUAUCAUACUUGUACUUUUAUCACAACCUAAAUGCUUAUACCAGAUCUUUUGCCG